AUGACACGUGCAAAAUCCGGCAUUUUUAAACCACGACAUCGUGUUGACCUUGCUCACACGAACUCGAUACAUCUACAUCGUGCUCUCUUCGCCACUAAUGAGCCCAACACAUUUCAUAGUGCGUCAAAGGAUCCUAAAUGGAUCAAUGCUAUGGAAGAAGAAUUUCACGCUCUUAUAAAAAACAAUACCUGGACCCUUGUUCCACGACCGUCAAAUGCUAAUGUUGUCGGUUCCAAAUGGAUUUUUCGUACCAAAUUUAAAUCUGACGGUUCAAUUGAACGAUACAAAGCCCGUCUUGUUGCUCAAGGCUUCACCUAA
Messenger RNA from Helianthus annuus (common sunflower), 318 nucleotides. RefSeq lists its product as uncharacterized. Bases 1 to 318 code for a protein of 105 amino acids. Lineage: Eukaryota; Viridiplantae; Streptophyta; Magnoliopsida; Asterales; Asteraceae. The record is from RefSeq and is a predicted model, not a curated record. The transcript has a single exon.